AUGCAGGAUCUGGAUUACGAAAAACUAUCUGAGGCCCGUGAAGAGCCUUUUGUUGAUGAUUACCAACCCCAGAACGGUGAUAGCGACAACGAGAUCUAUUCAGACUCUGAACCUGAUGCUAGUGAUGAUUUUUCCAACAUUCACCGAGCCGAAAGAUUUCUGCAUCAAGGAUCAGCAUUUCGCAAUCUCGUGCUAGGUAUCAGGCUGUUAAUACUGCCGCAUCGUCUACGCCAGAUAAUUGAGACUACGCCUAAGAAUUCAGUAGCACUAAUCUCAUACAACGACAUUGGUUGGAUCAACAACAUAAAAUCUCGUCUGGAAACAUACACUGGACAACCAUCCACCGAAGUGUCAUUGCUGUGUGACAAAACUACCAAGGGCACCCCGCGUGACGUUAGGAAGCAUUUUCAGACCGGUAUUGGACUUGUUAGAAAACAACAAGCAAAGAAGCGCCGUAUCCGGAAGCUCCUCUUCAAGGGCAGCUAUGGCUUACACGCCAACAUUCAACAAUACAUCAGGAGCCUCAUCUUCCAACGUAUUGUCUAA
Molecule: messenger RNA, 546 nt
Organism: Bipolaris sorokiniana ND90Pr
Lineage: Eukaryota; Fungi; Ascomycota; Dothideomycetes; Pleosporales; Pleosporaceae
Exons: 2
Coding region: 1-546 (181 amino acids)
Source: RefSeq, a predicted model, not a curated record